AUGUUAAAAAUAGAGGAAUAAAACUAUUCAAGACAACUAAUAAAACAAGACAAAGAACUCUCAUAAUUUAUAAAGUACCUCGAGAUGCAAAAUGAUGUAGCUGAAAAAAACAAAGAGAAAGAAUUUAGAAUGAAACAGAAAGAAUCACUCAUACUUGGAUAAAGGUAGGAAAAGAAACAAGAGCGUGACUUCCAAGCUAGAUUAAAGUAAUUAGAAUUGUCGACAAUCAGAGAAAAAUAUGAUGAAUCAUAAAUGAUGAAGAAUCAAAGUCUUGAACAAAAAUUGAAGAAUUAAGAAUCCAUACAUAAUUAAAUAUUACAAGCGGCUAAACUUAAUAGAGAAGAUAAAGCUAACAUAAGAAAUCUGCACUUAAGAGACUCUGUAGAUCAAGCAAUUGCAAAGGCCAAUUAAAUUCAGUAAGACAAGGUAGAUCACUUUAACUAUUAAUAAAUACGUAAAGACUAAUAUUUAUCGUAAAUAAAAAGUGAAAAGAAUUUAAAACAAUUAGAAAAAUCAAUGAAUUUUUAGAUUAAGCAAGAGCUAAAUGAUUCCAAUUAUAAAAAAGCCUAAGAUCUAUUAAAUGAAAGAAUUUAUAAGACUUUGAAUAAAUUGGACUAAAAGGAUUCCUUGUCAUAACAAAUCCAAAUAGAAAAUUAAAGAAAAUUAAAUAAUAAAUUAUUUUCUCAAAAAGCUUCUUUAGAAAAUGGAUUAACUAAUGCUGAUUAUGCAAAGGGAAGAUUUGAAUAAAAUUUGAAUAUGAAGAAAUCGAUGACAGAAUAUAAAAUGAACAAAUUAGAUUAAAUGAUGAGGGAGAAGCAGUUGCUGUAGUAGUAAGAAAGAGAAACAAGAGUUAUGGUGGAAAAAAAGAAGUAUUAAUUGAAAGAAGAAUUUGAGAGAAAAAUGAACUUGCUUUAAAAAUAAAAGUAUUGA
Molecule: messenger RNA, 930 nt
Organism: Paramecium tetraurelia
Lineage: Eukaryota; Ciliophora; Oligohymenophorea; Peniculida; Parameciidae
Exons: 3
Source: RefSeq, a predicted model, not a curated record